AUGUGGAUCAAAACAAAACGCGGGGUCAAUCGAUGGCGCCCGGUAUCGAUUGCCAUGUGGUGGGUACAAACCCAUACCGUGACGCCUAUCGCCAGAAAUGAGAUUACUGCUUUCAGCGAGCUUACGGCAUUGCUGGACCGGGUGAGACAAGCGGAAAAUAAAACGGAGGAGUUUCGGCGAUUUUUUGCUUCGUUCGAGCAAUCUCUGCGUACGUCAGACGCCCGCCGCCCUACACGCAGCGCCUAUCCCGUGUUGAGGUUGCUAGUUCCUGGAUGCGAUGGUAAACGAAAAGCGUAUGGCUUCCUGCACACGCUGCUGGCCAAUGGAUACAUUCGGGCACUCGGAUUGAGCCGCGACAGUGCGGAGGCGCAUCAACUCUUGUUCAACGAAACGGCCGGCGAUCUAGGCGAUCGAAUUGCGCAACUGGUACGUGGACGAUGCCCGCGCCAAGGCUCUCUAACCGUGAGCGAUGUGAACCACUAUCUGGAUGCUCUCAGUAACGUUGAAUGGUCAGCCGACGUAAGUCACCAGACGCGGGUUGAGCAGGUGCUGGCGGAACUGCUGAAGCGUGGGUCGCCAACGGACCACUGCUGGCUCGUGCGCAUACUCCUCAAGGAUCUUCGCCUCGGUGUCGGUAACCGACGCGUCCUAGAACUCUACCACCAGCAAGCUCCGCAGCUUUACGAUGCGCUCAGCGAUCUGGAGCAGCUGGUACAGACCAUUGAGUCGAAGAGCAUCACAAGCUAUGCUCAGCCGAUGAUGCGCCACGUGCGCCCGAUGCUCUGCCAGCGGAUCGAUCUGCGGCUCGUUGGCGGACUACUUCAGCGUGCCACGUUCUGGGCGGAAACAAAGAUGGACGGUGAGCGGUUUCAGCUGCACAAGAUCGGUUCUAGCUUCCGCUACCUGUCGCGCAACGGCAUCGACUAUUCGGAACGAUUCGGCGCUUCAGCGGAGCAGCUCGAUGGGACUCUGACGCCGCAGAUCGCACCACUGUUCGCCCCCACCGUCGACAGUGUGAUUUUGGACGGGGAGAUGAUGGUGUACGACCGGCGCGAACUGCGUUACCGAGACAAGUGCGAAAAUACGGAUGUCAAAGCGUUGCGUCCCGGGUCCAUGGAUUUUCGGCCUUGUUUCUGCGUGUACGACGUGCUCCACCACAACGGGCGCAGCGUUGCUGAUCUACCAUACGCGGAACGGGCCUGUCUGCUGGGUGAGCUGAUUGUCCGCGAGAAGCCUGGGUUUCUGAUGCGUUGCCACCGCGAACGGGUCCGCGACGCGGCGCACCUGGUAGAGCUACUGAACGCUGCAAUUGAUGCGUGUCACGAGGGUAUCGUGUUGAAGCGGGAAGACGCACCGUAUCAGCCGAACCACCGUGGCUGGCUGAAGCUGAAACCGGAUUACGUCGAUGGGCUGGUGGUGGACUUCGAUCUGCUGAUUGUCGGCGGGUUCUACGGACAGCACCGGGAUGUGAAAUCUGUCCUCGUGGGCGUGCUGGACGAUCGUCGAUCGUCGAUCAGAGGGCCCGGUUGUCGUUUUCUUUCGCUCGCCAAAGUACGGAUGGGUCUCACGGUAGCACAAUGGAAUGAGCUGAAUCGCACACUGUCUCCACACUGGCGGAAAUCGGAACGAGCUGUCCAAUGUGGGCAAACGGUACCGGAUGUUUGGAUUGCUCCAAAUGUCUCCGUCGUACUGCAGCUACGUGGUUCCGAGCUGGUUCGUAGUGGAUCACACGCAGCCGGCUACACACUGCGAUUUCCGCGGAUCGUCUCCAUUCGGACCGAUCGACGGUACGACGAUGUGUGCACGGUCAGCGAGAUGGAAGCUUUGGCCCGCGACAGCGGUAUCGCCUCCGGCCACCUUGAUCCUGCACGACGGGCUAUGAAACUCUCCAAGCGCCAUGUGACCGUGGCGGAUCUUUGGGGUGGUCACCAGCAGGAACUGGCAGCGCCAGCCGGCAAACGUCGAAAGUGUCCGGUUGGCGUCGGCGCUCAGGGGCCGACCGAAACCACCGCCAAACCACCUGUGUCACCACCGAAAACUCGAAGGUUCGAAGGUAGGGAAUUUUGCGUCAUGAGCACAGCUGCUGGGUUACCCGCGGUCGCAGAGUUAGAGCGCAUGAUUCAACAACACGGCGGCAGGGCCGUAGCUAAUCCCGGCACUAAAACCUGCGCUGUCAUUGCCGGUGACCGCACGUACAAAGUACGACUGUAUAUCCAAGCAGCGCGGUGGGAUGUAGUCAGUGUGACGUGGUUGCUGCGUGCGAUCGGUGAGGAAGCAGCAAGGCACGGGAGGCCGCUGGAAUCAUUUCAACCUGCCGAUAUGUUGGCGACCACCGAGAAUACCCGUCUCCAGCUCGCACUGCUGUACGAUCGCUACGGAGAUGCUUACACCCGUCCCGUAACACCAACAUCCUUUACGCGUUUCCUGAAAGAGCUUGGUUCCGGGGUCAACCCCUCAUGUCCUCUACCGAUACUAACCGAUCGUGAAAUAGUACGUGCUGAACGCUACUUGCUGGGUGCCACCAGAUUCAACUCAUUGCGCCCUUUCCGAGGCUGCUCCGCACAGUUGGUUUCCCCACCGUGCAAAGUCCCCGAAGCUGGAGAAGAGCUGACCCGUAACAGAGCGGAAUGGGAAAUGUUGCGCUUCAUCCGACAUGGUGGACGCUGGCUGCGGGAUACAGACACCGGUCCAGUUUCACAUAUUUUCGUGGCAGGGGACUCCAGUACUCUCGUUACAGGCACGCUUGGGGGCGUUGGCGAGGACGACAGCACACCGGUAAAGGUUUUACCAAUCGAAUGGAUUAAAGAAACUCUCGAGACAAACCAACGAGCCGAAAGCUUCGCUGUGGGGAUGUAA
This is a messenger RNA of Anopheles cruzii, 2856 nucleotides long. Its product is annotated as DNA ligase 4-like. Gene Ontology annotation, cellular component: DNA ligase IV complex; DNA-dependent protein kinase-DNA ligase 4 complex. NCBI's taxonomy places the organism in Eukaryota, Metazoa, Arthropoda, Insecta, Diptera, Culicidae. Gene Ontology annotation, biological process: DNA biosynthetic process; double-strand break repair via nonhomologous end joining; nucleotide-excision repair, DNA gap filling. The transcript has 3 exons. The record is from RefSeq and is a predicted model, not a curated record. Gene Ontology annotation, molecular function: DNA binding; DNA ligase (ATP) activity; ATP binding. Bases 1 to 2856 code for a protein of 951 amino acids.